GUGAAAUACAAAUUUUUGUUAUUUACAUACAAAAUCACUGGUAAAAAAAAAACAAUAACAACAAUAGGCCAUAACAUCAACGCAUUGCAACAUGUCGGAAGUACGCAUAAAACCUAGACAAGUUUUGGUAUUGAUAAUUGUAUUCCUGGUGGUGUUAUUAAUGGUGCACCGCAAUGGCAAAAGAACUUGCCAAGGACCAGCCUAUCUACAGGCCAUGUAUAAUAAAAUGCAAGAUGAGGAAUUGCCCACCAUCUAUUGUAUAACACCCACAUAUGCCAGGCCUCAACAAAAGGCUGAACUAACAAGAUUAUCACACAUAUUCAUGCUGGUGCCUAAUUUACACUGGGUUUUAGUGGAAGACUCUGAAACCACCACUGAACUAGUAAGAAAUUUGUUAGAAAGAGCCGGUUUGACACAAAGAGCCACCCAACUGAAUACCAAAACACCGGCUGCCUUUAAACUCAAACACAAUGAUCCCAAUUGGAUAAAACCGCGUGGAGUGGAGCAAAGAAAUUUAGCCUUAUCUUGGGUACGCACCAAUGGCAAUCCGGACAAGCACAGCAUAGUGUUUUUCAUGGAUGAUGACAAUUCCUAUAGUGUAGAACUAUUUGCUGAAAUGAGUAAAUUGGAGAGAGGUAAAGUGGGUGUAUGGCCGGUGGGUUUAGUGGGCGGUCUAAUGGUAGAGAAACCUUUACUUAAUGAAGCAACCAAAGAAGUGAUAGGCUUUAAUGCCGCUUGGCGUCCUGAAAGACCCUUCCCCCUAGAUAUGGCUGGUUUUGCCAUAAGCACUGAUUUAUUUUUCAAAUAUCCUCAGGCCACCUUUAGCUAUGAAGUGCAACGUGGCUAUCAGGAAAGUGAAAUCUUAAGACAUCUAACAACACGUUCGGAACUGCAGCCUUUGGCUAAUAACUGCCAGGAGGUAUUAGUGUGGCAUACAAGAACGGAAAAAACGAAAUUGACAAAUGAAGAGGCACUCAACAAGCUGGGCAAACGUUCGGAUGAGGGCAUGGAAGUGUAGAAAACAAAUGAAAUUUAAGAAAAUAUCAGAACAAAUUUUGAACAGAGUUCAAAAUGAAUCAAUAUAUUUCAACAUUCUUUAUAGUAGCAGACAGAAUUGAAGAAAACUAUUUCAAAAAUACUUCGGCUUUGAAUAAUUUGGCUGUUAAAGUUGAAAAUUUUAUAAUUUUUGAUUUCACACUAUUCUUUUUGAGUAUAAUUUUUUCUUUUUCCCUUAUUAUUUACGGAUUAUUUAGGCUUAAUUUAUGUUCAUUUGUUUGUGUAGCGAAUUUAUUAGCAAUUUUUAUUUAUUUUGUUUUUUUAAUUUCCUUUAAUUUAAAUAAAAACUUUCUAAAUGAUUUCAAAACCAGAAAACUGAAAUUUUUAAAACUUUCAAUAACUAAUAGACUAUUCAAUAACAAUAAACUAUUACGAAUUAUUAAAAAUGUUCACAGAAAAAUUGUUUAAUUCGUAACAGGCCAAUUUUGAAUUAAAAAUUUCUUAACUCUAAAAUAAGAAUUUCAUAAACAAAUUCAAAAUUAUAAAAUAAAUUUAAUUUUUAAUUAAAUAUCAGAAUUUUCCAUAAGAAUUGAAAAUGUUCCAUUAAAA
Molecule: messenger RNA, 1605 nt
Organism: Calliphora vicina (urban bluebottle blowfly)
Lineage: Eukaryota; Metazoa; Arthropoda; Insecta; Diptera; Calliphoridae
Gene: GlcAT-I
Product: Glucuronyltransferase I
Exons: 2
Coding region: 92-1018 (308 amino acids)
Biological process (GO): carbohydrate metabolic process; chondroitin sulfate proteoglycan biosynthetic process
Cellular component (GO): Golgi membrane
Molecular function (GO): galactosylgalactosylxylosylprotein 3-beta-glucuronosyltransferase activity
Source: RefSeq, a predicted model, not a curated record